Molecule: messenger RNA, 4214 nt
Organism: Antechinus flavipes (yellow-footed antechinus)
Lineage: Eukaryota; Metazoa; Chordata; Mammalia; Dasyuromorphia; Dasyuridae
Product: N-acetyllactosaminide beta-1,6-N-acetylglucosaminyl-transferase-like
Biological process (GO): transforming growth factor beta receptor signaling pathway
Cellular component (GO): membrane
Molecular function (GO): acetylglucosaminyltransferase activity
Source: RefSeq, a predicted model, not a curated record
UGAGAGAAUUUUGAAAGAAAUAAAGAGUUAAGUGAUUUUCUAUUUGAGUAGUAAAUGUGUAUUCAUGAAAUGACUAUCCAGGCAAUGUUCCCCUGUUUUGGACUAGUGCUGCUAUCUUGGCAGGCUACUCUUUAAGCCCCGAGGACAAAUGAACACCCUUAACAGGAGGCAGCAUUGCUAACAAUUACCAGUCUCUGGCAGGGAAAGGGAGCUCGCUGGAGUGUACGGUAUGUGACUUUCAAAAAUAGUCAUGUCUCACAUAAGUGAUUUUAUCUUAGUACAGGAAUGUGGGAAAGCACUGGUGCAUCCUCUCAUUCACCUGAGGCAAGCUGCUUUGAUGAUGUAACAGAUUAGCAAAAUGCUAAGUAGAAUCCCAAUAAACAAGCAUUUAUUCAUCAGAGAGGUGCAGAGACAGAGGAGGAAAUUGGAAAAUGGAAAAAUAGGCAGAGGAGAGAAAGUAUGACAGUAGAAGAUAGUUCUGUCAAGAGAAUCUAUAUUAUGCCCUCCCUCCUCCCCCCAAAAAGUAAGUUUAUCAGUUAACUGGGAUUCUAUCAAAGGGAAGCCUGCAUCAUUUUUUUGUUUCUUUAUUGAGAAGGAUGGGGCCUUGGAAGCAAUGUCUUUUUGUGCUAGUUCUCCUUAUCACUCUGAUUUUUGUGCUCUUUUACAAUCAUAAGUUGCUGGUGCAAAAAAGUAUCCAGAGAAAAACUGUCUCAAAUUCUGCCGAAUUAUUAGAAGUGUGUAAUCAAAUUAUAAAAGGGAGACUUUUUUUUUUUAACAAAAGUGUGCUAAGUACUUCAGACCGUGUGAUUACUUGUAAACAACAAUUGAAUCAGAAUCACUAUAUAAAAAAAAGUCUGUCAGAAAAGGAAGUCAAGUUUCCUUUGGCCUAUAUAAUAGUUAUAAACAAAGACUUUGAAAUCUUUGAGAGACUCUUCAGGGCAGUUUACAUGCCCCAAAAUGUUUACUGUAUUUAUGUGGAUAAGAAAGCAGGCCUUGAGUUUUAUAUAGAAGUAAAAGGAUUUCUGAAUUUUUUUUCCAAUGCUUUCCUUGCCUCAAAGAUGGAAUAUGUGGUCUACACUGGAAUAUCCAAGAUCCAGGCUGAAUUGAACUGUAUGAGAAAUCUUAUAGCCUCUGAGGUUCAGUGGAAAUACAUUAUUAACAUCUGUGGGCAAGAUUUUCCCUUGAAAACCAACAAGGAAAUAAUCCAGCAUUUAAAAAGAUUUAAAGGGAAAAAUAUCACCUCAGGGGUGCUGAGUCCUGAGUAUAUGAUUUGGAGAACUAAAUAUAGCCAUGAAGAGCAUGUGGGUCCAGUUGAAUUUUUUAUUAACCGAACCCAGACAUUAAAAACCCUGCCUCCCCACAAUUUGACCAUUUACUUUGGCUCAGCUUAUGUGGCCCUGACGAGGGAGUUCAUCAACUUUGUUCUCCAAGACCAACAAGUUAUUGACUUACUUCGGUGGUCUAAGGACACCUACAGCCCUGAUGAGCAUUUCUGGGUGACUCUCAAUAGGAAUCCAGGUAUGUUUGUCUCACAUGUGCUAUUACUACCAUUAGGAAAUACGAACAAAAAUGUUGAAAGGUUUAUAUUGCAAAAACGGCAGAUGCUAUAAAAAGUGAUAUGCAGAAAACAUGUCUUUGUGAAAUAAAACAGUCUCUUUGGGGGAAAAAAUUUCUUAGUACAGGAAAAUGAGUAAAUGUUUCUGUAGAAUAUAGUAUGUAUUUCCAAAGUUUGAUUCUAUCUUAAGUUAUACUUAUUUCAAGCAAUUUAGGAACUAUUGGUAUGUGUAGACCUAACUCUCUCCCUAACAUGAGGGCAUUUAAAAUUAGACACUAGAAUUUAGGACACGUAGGUGGUGCAGCUGGGCCUGGAGUCAGGAAGACUCAAGUUCAUGUGUUUAAAUCUGGUCUCAGAUGCUGAGUAGUUGUGUGACUUGGGCAAGUCACUUAACCCUAUUUGUCUCAAUUUCCUCAUCUGUAAAAUGAGCUGGACAAGGAAAUGGCAAACUGCCCCAAUAUCUCUGCCAAGAAAACCCCAAAUGGCGUCAUGAAGAGUUAAACAUGACUGAACAACAACUAGAAUUUAGGAACAAGGAUUUAGACUCUCAUCAUGUCUCUUCAUUCUAUCCUCCAUGUUGCUUCCAUAGUGAUUUUCCUAAAACCUCUUAGUAAAUUCCAAUGUAAAGAGUAAAUUUACUCUACUCAGUAAAUUCCAAUGGCUCCAUGAUUGCCUCGAAAAUGAAAUAAAAAUGAAUUUUAGAUUUUAGAACCCUUCACUGACUCACUUGCCCUGCUUGUCUUUCUAGUCUUGUAUUUGAUUCUCUUUACUCUCAGGUCCAGCCAGAUUGACCUUCUUCAUAUAUGACCAUCCACCUCCAGUCUCCAUGCUUAGCAGUUUGUUAUGCCAAACCCCCACCUUAUAUUGAAUAUAUGGGUUAUAUACCACCUUCUAUGAAAAGCUUUUUCUUACUUUCCUUCUUCCCCCAUUGCUAGUGCCUCUCUCCUAGACUACUUAAUAGUUAAACACUUUUAUUCAGUCUCUCAAUAUUUAUUUUGUAUGUAUGUAUGUGUAUAUAGAUAUCUGUAUCUUUCUAUAGAUAUAUAUAGGGUAUAUAUUUCUUGUCUCUCCCCAAUAGAAUGUAAGCUUUUUGCAAGUGGGAAUUGUUUUUUAUUCUUUGUAUUUCUACCCACAACAUCUAGCACACUGUCAGACAGCUCAUGAUGUAGUGGACAGAGCAUCAGCCUGGAGAAGAUAUUCUUUAAUUUAAAGAAAUUAAAAUUUGAAGUUAAUUUUAUGCCCAGAAAAUAGCCAAAUAUAGUUUAAAAAAAAAAAAAAAAGGAAUAGGAUGAGCUGUAACAGAUAGGUAAGGAAGAACUGAGUUCAAAUCUAUCCUCAGAUAUAUAUCAGCUAUGUGGCCCUGGGCAAGUCACCUAACCUGUAAAAUGGGGAUAAUAAUAGCCCCUACUCUCCAGGGCUAUUGUGAGAUUCAAAUGAAAUAAUAAUUGCAAAGCACUUAGCACAGAGACUGGCACAUAGUGAGUGCUAAUCUAAAUGUUUAUUAUUGUUGUUAUCAUAUAUUUGACAUUUAAUAAAUAUUAAUUGAUUGACAAUUUGGAAGUAUUUUUUUAAAAAACUAAAUCCUUCUUCUCCUUUGCUCCUAAAUGAAUUGUGAUAUCCUUUAAAAAGAAGAAAAAUUAGGUCAGCUUGAUCACCCCGCCCCUUCUUUUGCAAGAACAUCACAGGACUCUUUUGAUCAAACAACUAAAUUUUUUUACUCAUUUCCAGUUUCCUUAUCUGAAAAAAUGGAUAAUAAUAAUAAUAAUAAUGCCUACUUCCCAGGAUUGUUCUGAAUAUUAAAUAUUGUAAGAAUAAUAUUUGUAAAGCACUUUGCAAACUUGAAAGAGUCAUAUAAAUACUAGCUAUCUGUAGUUUCAACAUUCCAUUCAAACUAACCUAUUUCAUAUUUAAUAUUUAUAACAUUCUAUCUCCUGCCUCUCAGUCUUGUCAGGUGAUCCCUCACACCUGGAAAUGCUUUCCCACUACAACUACAUAUCCUGGAAGUCCUAGAUGCUUCCAAGGCUUAAUUCAAGUGUCAUGUCCUAUUUUUGCAUCCUAUUUUAUAAAGCAGUUUGGAAGGGAAAGACCUUCAGAAUUUCUUACCUAACCUUAAUCACUAAAUGGGUAUUGCCUCAAUCAAACUGAGACUGGGAAAGACCUUAAUUUAAAAAACCAAAGUCCUCCCACUGCAUUCAAUGCCAUCUCCAGUCAUUCUAAUCUUUAUCUUGCCCACUGAACCCAAAUGGUUCUGGAGGAGGGAGUGGGGCUGGUGACUCUGAACAGUUCUCCCUCACUUAAACCCAAUUUACAUACAGAUCAAGAUAUCAUCCUUCUGAUGUUUUUGGUCCUCUUGGAGCAUGAGGGGCAAAUAAUAACAUUUUGUAAACAUUUAGCACAUUGCCUGACAAAUCGUAGGCACUUGAUAAAUAUUUAUUUCCUCUGUCCUUGUGCUUUUUUCCUUUGCCUUAGGGUUUUUUUCAAUGUGUAUUCCUGUUUAUAUUUGUCUGUGAAUAUACUGCCUCCUUUCCCUUUAAAAAUGUUUCUCUGAUUUUUCUUUGAAUAUUUUAAUCCUUUUUUAAUGCAUAAUUCAAAGUAGCUUCCUAGAGUGGUUGGUCAAAGUUGUCAACUCUUUCAAUAGUGUAUUAGUUUAUCUAUCUAU